CUUUCAAAAAUAAAUUUAAACUUUUGUGUUGAAGAAUAUUUUCAAUUCUUAAAAGAUUUACCUAUAAAAGAGUCAAGAAACGUCGAUUUAGCAAUGUGGAAAGUACUACAAUCCAGAGAGCUUAAAUUGCUAGUAAUUAAUACUCCACAAAACAUAUUUCAAGAAAUGAUCGAAUGGACUGAAAAAGGAAUGAUUUGGAAAUUUCCAAUCAACAAUGAACAAGAUAUGGAAGAAGAAGAAAAAAUACACUUUUCUGAACAUAUUUUUUUGGAACAUAAUUUGAAACAUUGGUGUCCAGAGAAAGGCCCACUAAGACAUUUUAUGGAAUUAGUAUGUAUAGGAUUAUCGAAGAAUCCAUAUAUGAGUGUUAAUGAAAAAAUUGAGCACAUUGCAUGGUAUAGAAAUUAUUUUGAAGAUAAAAGAGAGAUGCUAAAGGAUUACAAACUGUUUAAUACUGAAGCUAAUUAAAAUAUUUUACAUUUUAUAUAAAUAU
This is a messenger RNA of Ceratosolen solmsi marchali, 493 nucleotides long. It is a transcript of the gene mRpS31, whose product is annotated as mitochondrial ribosomal protein S31. Gene Ontology annotation, molecular function: structural constituent of ribosome. Gene Ontology annotation, cellular component: mitochondrial small ribosomal subunit. Bases 94 to 468 code for a protein of 124 amino acids. The transcript has 2 exons. The record is from RefSeq and is a predicted model, not a curated record. NCBI's taxonomy places the organism in Eukaryota, Metazoa, Arthropoda, Insecta, Hymenoptera, Agaonidae.